AUGUAUACAACGUACGUCGUCUUAUUGGCGUUUGCUUUUAGCCAAGUAUCAGCUAUAUAUCCUUACUUUGAUACCCAAGACUUUAUAUAUAACGUCCCGAAAGUUUACAGAAUAUCUAUAACCUUGGAUAAAUUGCUGGAUUAUUAUGAACGAAAGCCUUCUAAGGAUCCUGAAUGGUACAUAGCUUUGGGUCUAGCAAGAGGUCAGCUAGAAUACACCAUAAACGAGUUAGAUAAAUCAGUGCCAGAAAAACUGCGUGAGAAUUUGAAAAACAUAACUAGAAGAAUGGAUCGUAUUCGAAACAAUACUGAUUAUACUAAACUUGUUUAUCGCAGUAAGGAUUAUGAAUAUGUUGUGAAAUCUAUUUUCGAGAACAUGGAGGUGCUGUCAUCUCUAUUGGAACCCAUUACUAUUGGUACGAUGGGCACACAAAAGCCAUAUAGGUUCACAUUCGAACAAUAUGUGCAAGAAGCGAGGACAAAGAUGCCGAGUAGAAAGGCCGCUGAUGCGUGUACAAUGCAACUAUUGAUAUCAGCUAUGGAGACACAGACCACGCAAUCGGAUGGAGUCUGCGAAUUGACACCCGAAUGUCAGACGCAAAUUAUGCAGGGGUCGGGUCUCGCAUUCCAGCAAACGAGUCGUGUACGUGCAGCUAUACUAUCUCGCCUAUUCGAUUGCAUGGAAGGUGUCGAUUUAUCAGCAUAUAUCUACAAAUCAUGCAUACAAAUUUAUAAGGAGUCGAAAUCACUCGAGGCGUGGGAUCACCCUGCUGGGACUAGGACCUUGUUUAUGCAGCAAAUAUUCUACUGUACAUGGCAAGGUUAUGGAGAAUUCAUAAAACCUAGGUGGAUGAAUAAGAUGUUAUCGUGGCAAGAACCUAAAGGAUGUUAUGCAGAUGACCGUCAGCCUUUUAUGAAAUUGACGGGAUUUAUUGAACCUGCUACAUCUCCUCCUCCGAAAGAUCGAGAGGAAGAAUAUAGAGUAAAGAAAGCAGCGACGUCCGAAGGCGGUAAUUGUAAUUCGUUAACGUCUGCCAUGGCUCUCGGAUCGCUGGUUAUAUACGUAAGAGCUUUGCUCGAGACUGACCAAGCGUUCCAGUAUGAUGUGUUUACAUAA
Achroia grisella is the source of this 1116-nucleotide messenger RNA. Its product is annotated as UPF0764 protein C16orf89 homolog. Gene Ontology annotation, cellular component: cytosol; membrane. The transcript is spliced from 6 exons. NCBI's taxonomy places the organism in Eukaryota, Metazoa, Arthropoda, Insecta, Lepidoptera, Pyralidae. Bases 1 to 1116 code for a protein of 371 amino acids. The record is from RefSeq and is a predicted model, not a curated record.